AAAAUACAAUGCGCGGGAAGCGGAAUUUUAGAGUUUGUGCGCAAGUGGCUGAUACUGGGAGAGCAGCUGAGAGAAACCCGGAGGAAGGGAAAACUCGGUGCUGACUGUGAGAGAAAAGCGGCGCCUGGAGGCGGAAGGGAUCGGAGAUGAGGAGCGCCAUGCGACCAGCUAAACCCACUCGGAGACUACCACCCAAGAAGCCUUCUGGCACAAGCCAAAAAGAGCCAGUUGGGGUUUACUGCAGAGUGCGCCCUUUAAGCCCCCCUGAUCAGGAAUGCUGCAUUGAGGUUAUCAACGAGACCACUGUUCAGCUGCAUCCACCAGAUGGAUGCAAGACCAAUCGAAAUGGGGAAUACAAAGCGACCCAGUAUUCUUUUAAAGAAGUGUUUGGGACUCAGGUGACCCAAAAAGAGUUGUUCGACAUUGUUUCCCGGCCUCUAGUGGAAGAUUUAAUCCGGGGGAAAAAUGGGCUUCUCUUCACAUAUGGAGUGACUGGAAGUGGAAAAACUCAUACAAUGACGGGUUCUCCUGGGGACGGUGGACUCCUGCCACGAAGUCUCAGUAUGAUUUUCAACAGCAUUGGCGACUUUCAAGCAAAGCGAUAUGUUUUUAAACUUGAUGAGAAGAACGGCAUGGAUGUGCAGAAUGAAGUGGACGCCCUGUUAGAGAGGCAGAAGAGAGAGGUCCAGCCACAGGUGGUUCACAGGACACCUUUGAGCAGGCAGCGAAUGGAUCCAGAGUUUGCAGAUAUGAUAAACAUUCAGGAACACUGCAAAGUAGAAGAUGUUGACGAGGACAGUGUUUACAGUGUAUUUGUGUCCUAUAUUGAAAUCUACAAUAACUAUAUCUAUGACCUGCUGGAAGAGGUCCCUUUGGAUCCCAUCAAACCAAAGUGGAACACGCCCGGAAAGAAUGCAGAGUUUAUACCACCACAGUCCAGAAUUCUGCGUGAAGACCUAAACCACAACAUGUAUGUUGCUGGAUGCACAGAGGUUGAGGUUAAGUCUACCGAAGAAGCCUUUGAUGUCUUCUGGAAAGGUCAAAAGAGGAGACGAAUUGCAAACACACAACUUAAUCGUGAAUCUAGCCGCUCCCACAGUGUCUUCAUGAUAAAGUUAGCACAGGCUCCCCUUGAUGCUGAUGGAGAUCAUGUUCUGCAGGAGCGGGAGCAGAUCACUCUGAGCCAACUCUCUCUUGUGGACUUGGCCGGUAGUGAAAGGACAAACCGUACCAGGGCAGAGGGAAACAGACUGCGUGAAGCAGGAAAUAUCAACCAAUCUCUGAUGACUUUAAGAACCUGCAUAGAAGUCCUCCGAGAGAAUCAACUCUGUGGAACAAACAAGAUGGUACCCUACAGAGACUCAAAGUUAACUCAUUUGUUCAAGAACUACUUUGAUGGGGAAGGGAAAGUGCGGAUGAUUGUAUGUGUCAACCCAAAAGCUGAUGAUUAUGAGGAGAGCUUGCAAGUAAUGCGAUUUGCGGAGAUGACCCAGGAAGUUGAAGUGGCCAGACCUGUAGACAAACCCAUUUGUGGUCUGACCCCAGGACGGCGCUACAGAAACCAGGCCUUUAAGGAGGAGCUUACUCGUAGGUUGGAGGACCGUGGUGGACCACUUAAUGGUGGGGAUGCAGAAGACCAGGCAGUAGUGGAGAUUCUGAUACAAAGCUUUCCCCCUCUCCCAUCCUGUGAGCUUUUGGAUGCUAACGAUGAUCAGUCUCUGCCAAAACUAAUUGAGGUCCUGGAGAAACGGUGCAGGAUCAGGCAGAUGAUGGCUGAAGAGUUUAACAAAAAUGUUUGUAGCUUUAGAGCGAUGCUGCAAGACCUAAAUGGUGUAGUUACAGCAAAAGAAAAUAUUGCACAGGGCAGAAUGACAGAAAAGGACAAGGUCAUAGCCUCACAGAAAUCUGAAAUCGAUCGUCUGGACAAGAAAAUAAAGACACUGGAAUAUAAGAUUGAUAUUUUGGAGAAGACAACAACAAUAUAUGAGGAUGAAAAACGCACGAUACAACAAGACUUGGAAAAUCAUCAGCAGAAGCUGCAUCGCCAGCUCUCGGAUAAGAGGCGGCUGGAGGGGCGUCUGCAGGGAAUGAUGAAUGAAAAUGCUAUGAAAUGGGAGAAGGAAUGUGAGAGGCGUGUAGCAGCCAAACAGCUAGAGAUGCAAAACAAGCUCUGGGUAAAGGAUGAGAAGCUCAAACAACUCAAAGCAAUUGUGACCGAACCAAAGGGAGAUAAACCAGAGAGGCCUCCCAGGGAGAAAGACAGAGAGCCAAGGGUACCUGUCAGAUCUGUAUCACCCGCACCUCUCCAGGGUAACCCAGUUCCCCAGUCCACCCCUGCACGGUUGCAGCUGCACAGGCGCUCAAAUUCCUGCAGCAGUUUAUCCGUGGCCUCGUGUGUGUCGCAGUGGGAACAGAGGACACCCCAGCACACCCCUCACAGCAAUGGCUGCUCCAGCCGCAGGCGGAAGGAGUCAGAGGAAGCUAGAGAGAGUCAUUCAGCACAUAAUGCAGCCAGUCUACAAGCACAUCUAGAAGAGGAUCAGUGUUUCAGGACUGCACCCCCGGUCCAUCCCAGGCACCGUCGCUCUCACUCAGCAGGGACAGAGAGAUGGGUGGAUCAUAAGCCGCCCAGUAGUGUGGAGACUGACACAGUCAUGCAGCCCCAUGUCCCCAACUCCAUCAAAGUCAACGUUGCCAGUGAAAAGGCGCUGGCAAAAUGCCACAAGUAUAUGUUGACACACCAGCAACUGGCUUCAGAUGGGGAGAUUGAGACUAAACUUAUUAAGGGCGACGUAUAUAAAACACGUGGAGGCGGCCAAUCUGUGCAGUUCACUGACAUUGAAACACUCCGGCAACAGUCUCCACCUUCAGGCGGCCGUAAGCGAAGAUCAUCCCCAUCCAAUCAGCCCCCACAAGAAGAAACUACAGAUGCAGACUGGACUGAUGUAGAAACUAGGUGUUCCGUUGCUGUAGAGAUGAGAGCUGGAUCAAAUCUGGGGCCUGGCUAUGAGCACCAUGUUGUGUCCAAGCGCAGAAGGCCUUGACUUGCCCCUGGACACUAUAAAAUAUAUCCCCUGCAGACUCUGGCUGUCAGACUUGUGAAUAGCUCUAAGGGAAACUUGUUUUGCAUUCAGCAUGUGCCACAACAAUGGACUUCACUAUUCACUAGAGAACGUAUUUAAUUCACGACAGACUUCCUGCACGGUUCCGCUGCUGUAUUUUAUGCAACCUUUCAUGUAGUCAGAUUCUUCCUCGUGCCUGUAGGUGGCGGAAUAUGAAAUUUGACUUCUUACUCUCUGUUCAUCAUGAAAGGGUUUUUUUUAUGGAUAUUAAGGUAUAUAUUAUUCCUGAUAUACUGUGUAGAAGAGGGAAUGGCUGCUGUGUGGUUAGAAGCAAAGAUGCACUUUACUAAAGCUUUCAUUUGGAUACACACUGCAGUUAGUAGCUUAACAUGGUCCCGUAUCUGUUGUACAAUUUCUGCCCUAUGUAUUACACCCUGAGAGCUACAGACUGGUUUGUUUAGGAAUUUACAGACUGGUUUUAGGGAUUUGUUAAUAAACAUGGAAAAGCUGGAAUACAA
Messenger RNA from Xenopus laevis (African clawed frog), 3580 nucleotides. RefSeq names its product kinesin family member 23 S homeolog (gene kif23.S). Gene Ontology annotation, biological process: microtubule-based movement; mitotic spindle midzone assembly. Gene Ontology annotation, molecular function: nucleotide binding; ATP hydrolysis activity; ATP binding. NCBI's taxonomy places the organism in Eukaryota, Metazoa, Chordata, Amphibia, Anura, Pipidae. Gene Ontology annotation, cellular component: Flemming body; spindle; microtubule. The coding region runs from base 147 to 3044 and encodes 965 amino acids. The transcript has 24 exons. The record is from RefSeq and is a predicted model, not a curated record.